Molecule: messenger RNA, 2282 nt
Organism: Protopterus annectens (West African lungfish)
Lineage: Eukaryota; Metazoa; Chordata; Ceratodontiformes; Protopteridae
Product: solute carrier family 2, facilitated glucose transporter member 6-like
Exons: 10
Coding region: 130-1689 (519 amino acids)
Biological process (GO): transmembrane transport
Cellular component (GO): membrane
Molecular function (GO): transmembrane transporter activity
Source: RefSeq, a predicted model, not a curated record
AUGAAGGUAUUUAGAGAGGUCGAAUGUGCGGUCUCAGCUCAUCUUAUGCAUAAGCAUCUCCUCAGGCACACUUCUCCUCAAACCACUGUGCUAUUCCCGGGGUUUCUGUACUGUUUUACCAGAUAACAAAUGGAGAGACCGUUGCUGAGCGAUGGGAAGCCACACUACAGCACGUUCCGACCAAAUACUGACAUACCAGAAGGACAAGACGAAGUUGUUGACAUCCGAACACGAGAAAACAGAGUUGAACAAAGCAACAGGAAGCUAUUCCUAGCAGUAUUUGCAGCUGUUCUUGGAAACUUCAGUUUUGGAUAUGCUAUGGUAUAUACAUCCCCAGUUAUUCCAGUUUUGGAGUCACCAGAUUCUAGCUUCUGCAUUACAGAGGAUGAAGCAUCAUGGUUUGGGUCUGUGUUUACCCUGGGUACUGCAGCUGGAGGCCUUUUUGGAAUGAUCUUCAAUGACAAAGUUGGACGGAAGCUAAGCAUCAUGCUUUCUGCAGUGCCAUCUGGAAUCGGUUAUUUUAUUAUGGGCAGUGCCCAGAAUGUGGCAAUGCUGUAUGGUGGAAGAAUCUUAACGGGAAUCGCCGGUGGACUAACAGCUGCAUCAAUCCCAGUAUAUGUGUCUGAGAUUUCCCACCCUGAGGUACGAGGAGCUUUAGGAGCCUGCCCACAGAUGAUGGCUGUCAUUGGAUCUUUAAUCCUUUAUGUAUUAGGUAUUCUGCUUCCUUGGCGGUGGCUAGCAGUAGUUGGAGAGGUACCCACUAUUGUAAUGGUUAUUCUGCUGUGUUUUAUGCCCGACUCUCCUCGCUUCCUAAUAUCAAAAGGUAAACGUGAUCAAGCACUGCAAGCACUGUGUUGGCUCAGAGGCGCAGAGGCUAAUUAUAAAAAGGAAUGUGAUAAGAUUGAAAAUAACCUACAGCAGCAGGGUGAAAGAAUGUCAUGUGCAGAUUUAAGGAAACCUUCCUUUUACAAACCAAUACUGAUUGCUGUGUCCAUGAGGUUUCUACAGCAGCUUACUGGAAUCACUCCAAUACUGGUUUACUUGGAAUCCAUAUUUGACAGGACAUCUGUGAUACUGCGUGGUGAAUACGAUGCUGCAAUUGUUGGUGCUGUCCGAUUUCUGUCUGUAUUAAUUGCUGCUGGAUUCAUGGAUAAAGCAGGAAGAAAAUGUCUACUUUUUGUGUCUGGUGCAGUUAUGUUUCUGGCCACUUUGACAUUAGGGGUGUAUAUCACUUUCACAAAGCCACAGUCUCAUUCUCAGAACUGGACUAUCUUAUUCAAUGAAUCUGUGAUGUCUACAGAACACUCUACAGCCCCUUAUACUUACAGUCCCCUCACUAUGAUUCCACUAAUCAGUGCUAUUUUUAUCAUCAUGGGUUAUGCGUUGGGCUGGGGACCUAUUACCUGGCUGCUGAUGUCAGAGAUCCUGCCACUGAGAGCUCGUGGUGUAGCAUCUGGUCUGUGUGUUCUUGUCAGUUGGCUUACUGCUUUUGUACUCACUGAAGUCUUUAUAAAAGUCGUGGAUCACUUCGGCCUUGAAGUGCCAUUCUACUUCUUCACCAUUAUCUGCCUUGUGAAUCUCUUAUUUACUGGAUUAUGUGUACCUGAAACAAAAGGAAAAUCUCUAGAGGAAAUCGAGGCACACUUCAGAAAUAAUGAGAUGGUAUCAUAUGCUUCAUUGCCAUCCUGAUUUCAGAAACAACAUAUGAAGAAAAACAGGAGAAACUUUAGCUGAAGCACUUUUAAAAGCAGCAGCACUAAUUACCUGAAACAUUGUUCACUGCUGAGAAAAAAUACCAGUGUACUAGUUUAUAACUAUAGAGGUUAAGUCCAGCUGUUUAUUAUUUUUUCCUUUCCUGCAGUUGACCAUAGGGGAAUACUAGUGCCCCUUCUCAUUUGCCAGGACUACCAACCCCUCCUGCUACUUACUCUAAUAAAGGUCAGGACCAGCAAUGAGUUCAGGACAUCCCAGCUCUGUGCUGCAUGCCAGGAAGUUUUUUGUUUAUUUUUACGACCUAGCCUCAUUUUCCCCUCCCCUGUUUACAUUUACCUUGGUAUGUCUGAGCACUUCUCCCCUCUGCGGACCAUGCCUCCCCACCGGGGAGCACCCUCCCAAGAUUAACUUACUCACCCCUCCUUUCCAGUGUCUCAGAUGCCAGAGCUGGUAAUUGAACCCAGUUUGCCCAGGCUGUAGUUAGGGCUUUAUCACUCUAUGCCACAGCACUGACUUCAGGUUCAGAGGUGUGUACUAGGCUAGUGACCGUGGAGCCUUUACAAGCCUAG